This is a messenger RNA of Auxenochlorella protothecoides, 1506 nucleotides long. RefSeq names its product DNA polymerase epsilon subunit 2. Gene Ontology annotation, cellular component: epsilon DNA polymerase complex. The transcript has 10 exons. Gene Ontology annotation, molecular function: DNA binding. NCBI's taxonomy places the organism in Eukaryota, Viridiplantae, Chlorophyta, Trebouxiophyceae, Chlorellales, Chlorellaceae. Gene Ontology annotation, biological process: error-prone translesion synthesis; DNA-templated DNA replication. The coding region runs from base 1 to 1506 and encodes 501 amino acids. The record is from RefSeq and is a predicted model, not a curated record.
AUGGCUUCGGGGGAGGAGUCGCGGGCCACUCGCGUCUGGCUGCAGAAGCAAUUUCGCACGAGUGGCCUGCAGCUGGAUCCGGGAGCCCUUUCAUACCUGGUGGACGCCGUGCAGGGGCUCCAUGAUCCUGAGGAGUACAUCCACCGCAUCAUGGACGAGGCAUCUGCCGGGGCCCAGCGGCGCCUGACCCUGGAGUCCCUGGAGGGCCUCGUCCGCCGCCUGGACGGCGCCAGGGCCCAGACCAGCGGGACGCAGGUCAUUCCUGCUUUCCAGACGCCCGUGCUGGAGUACGAUCCCAUCCGCAAACAGUUUCACGCCAGCCCCGCCCCGCCGCGCUUGUUUCCGGAGGCCAAGUCCAAGAUCGCGCUGUACGUGAACCGAUACCACCUCGUGCAUCAGCGCCUGAGACGCAACCGGCUGUUCAGGCCGACGCACUGGGCGGGUGUGGCGGGGGCCCAGGGCCAGGAGUGCGAGCUGACCGAGCUCAAGGCGCUCCUGGGGCUGGUGGGCCAGUCCAAGUAUGUGCUGGGCUUCCUCAGCCAGCCACGGGAGGGGGAGUAUGCGCUGGAGGACCUCUCCGCCCGCCUCCCCCUUGACAUACAGGAUGCAGAGCGCACGCCCGGGCUCUUCACGGAAAACUCGAUCGUGGUGGCAGAGGGCCAGCUCCAGCCCAGCGGCCGCUUCAAGGCCGUGGCGCUGGGCACUGCCCCCCCCGGAGGCCUGGUCACCUUUGGUGGCAGCGAGCCGGAUGCCAAGGAGGCCGCCGCCUGGGACGCCAGCCACCCUGACGAUGCCACGCUCCUCCUCUCAGACGUGUGGCUGGACGAUGCCUGCGCCAUGGCGAAUCUGGAGGCCCUGCUGGCGACGCUGGCCGAGGCAGACGCCUCGAGCCAGCCCCCGCCCAGCCUCAUCGUCCUCUGCGGCGACUUCCUGUCCCCCGCAGGGCGCAGGGCGGUCGAAAAGUCCACCCUGGUCUUGGUCCCCGGGCCCGAGGAUGUGGGGCUGGGGCGUGCCCUGCCACACCCCGGCCUGCCCCGAGCCGUGCUCCAGGGUCUGCUGUCAGCCGCCCCAAACACGAUAGUGGGGAGCAACCCGUGCAGGCUGAGGCAUGGCAGCUGCGAGCUGGUGGUGCUGCGCUCGAACCUGCAGUGCCUGCUGCGGGGCACCGCAGUGGUACCCCCCAUGCCCGGCAGUACCCCUUUCCAGCAUGCCGUGGCCAGCGUGGCCCAGCAGAGCCAUCUCUGCCCAGUGCCCCUGGAGGUGCAGCCUAUACACUGGGAGCACGACAGGGCCCUGUGGCUGUACCCGCUGCCACACGCGCUCUUCCUGGCAGACUCAGCCCCGGCGGGGCACCACGUCUACGAUUCAUGUGUCAGCCUGAACCCGGGUUCGCUGGUGCAAGGGACCUACUGCUCCUUCAACCCCGUCACGCGCCUCGGCAAGGUCUGCUCCGUCCAGGGGAAGGGGGAGUGGCAGAGUCAGGAGGCUGCUGUUGAGAUGGACUGA